ACAUGUUAUGUACAGUACAUGUAAAUGGCUUACGUUAUCCAAUCCCUAACUCCGGCAUCAACAUCGCCAACCUCAGCUCCAAUAUACAUACAGAUUAUCUACAGACGUUACCCUGAUAUAAUAAUGAUAUAAUUAAUAAUAACACCUUGCGGGAUAACAAGUUAGCAAAGGCAGCAGCUGCCUCUGACGACGUAGCUGCAUCUCUGCUCGGCCUAACUCUUAGCCCACCGGCCCGAAUCGCUUCUUCUAACUAAUCCUGCUGCCUUCGCCGCGGGUGGCUUGUCCAUAUCAUAUCUCCCUUUUCCGCGCAAACUCCGUCUUAACCCCUACGCGCCUCAAAACACACUCCAAGUACCGGGGUUGAAACCUCUAGUUAUAAUUCCCCAGAACGCCCGUUUCCCCUCUGGUUUUCAUGCCUAUGUCGUUCUGGAGUGACAGCUUCUCUCUGUCACUCAACCUCAUUCCAAAGUGUAUUCCCCAACCCGCCUCUCCGCCCACCCCCUCCUGCACCUGGCAAGACCUAGGCCUGCGAUUGACCCGACCUGUCCCUUCUCGUUGGCCCAGUCGCAUUCCCAUGUCCAUGCCACUUCGCUACUCCCGCAGCAGUUAAAUGUCCCUCCAUUCCCGUUCCAGGCGCAUUUCGAGUCUUCCCUCUCCCACUCGCCGUCCGACCCCCAGGCCUCAUCGCUAGGCGCUUCUCCGUCUUCAUCUCCUAUACACUUCCAUCCGGCUAUGGCUACUGCUGCUUCUACGGCUUCGGGGUCUUCUGAGGACUUGAGUGGCAACUAUCAGAUGCCAGAGGCCCCGCGGGGUAAAUUGGCUAACAGAAUUACCGGCCCCCUUUUCCCUCUGGGCUAUAAGGAGGGGUUCAACCAGUGGUGGGCAAGUAUCCCUGCUGCUGCCGCUGAACACAAAGUCCUCUCUUUCAUCCCUUAUCUACAACACCCGCCUACCCACAAACAAACCGGAAAAGAUGCUGUGACCCCGAAUGAAUCUACAGACAGCCUUACCGCAGCAGACCCUAGCCAGGCUUUCCAGGUCUCCGCCAAAUCCAUCGAUGACCCCCAUGGGCCGCGCAUAUGGCGGUCCACCAUGGUCGAACUGAGCGGGAAUAACCGUGCCCUGAAUGAAUUCUCAAUCGAGCGCGUCGGCGAAAAAACAGAGCAGAACCUAGUAAUCCUUCACGGUUACGGUGCCGGUCUAGGUUUCUUCUACAAAAAUUUUGAAGCCCUCAGCCGUGCCAAGGGCUGGCAGUUAUAUGCCCUCGACAUGCUGGGAAUGGGUCGAAGUACACGGCCACCUUUUAAAAUCCACUCUAAACAACGCCACAAGGCCAUCAGCGAGGCUGAAGACUGGUUCAUUGAUGCGUUAGAAGAGUGGCGCAUUAAGCGCAAACUCGACAAGUUCACCCUCCUCGGACAUAGUUUAGGCGGCUAUAUGGCCGUGUCAUAUGCGCUCAAAUACCCCGGGCGUCUCAACAAGCUCAUUCUCGCCUCCCCCGUCGGGAUUCCCGAAGAUCCCUUCGCCGUAAGUGCUGACAUGCCCGAACCCUCCGAGUCCACGAUGGGCAACGAAUUCACCCAGGAUCAAAACAAUAUCACCAAGCCGGCAUCAGCCAACAAUAACACCCCAAAUAAAGUUAACGGCGAAUCCACUCCCCCCCGCCGCCCUCUACCCAAAUGGCUGAAAUACCUCUGGGAUGCCAACGUCUCCCCUUUCAGCCUGGUACGCUGGUCCGGUCCUCUUGGACCCCGCCUCGUGUCUGGCUGGACAUCGCGCCGUUUCUCACACCUGCCACCAGCCGAGGCCCAGGCGCUUCACGACUACGCAUACUCCCUCUUCCGCAUGCGCGGCAGCGGCGAAUACGCACUGGCGUAUAUCCUAGCCCCUGGCGCGUUUGCUCGGAACCCAUUGAUUAAGCGCAUUCAUGCCGUGGGUAGACAGGUGCUGAGGCCUGAUGAUGUCGAUGUCGAUGUUAAGGCAGCUGCUGCACAGACACAGAAACAAACACAAACACAGAAGUGGUGUGCUUCCAAAGAUACCAAGGAUAACCCGACCAGUUCCCAGGAGAGUUCAAUUAAUUCAUCAACUGACAUACCACAACAUCCACAACCACAAUCCUCCUCCGCAUCCACAUCAUCCUCCACCUCCACCUCCACCUCCACCUAUCCUUCCUCCACUAACCCAUCACCACCCCAACCCUCCACCCGCGAACGCGGCAUCCCAAUCGUCCUCAUGUACGGCGAACACGACUGGAUGGACGUAGCAGGCGGCUACGCGGCACAAGCGCGCAUCGAGGAAGAAAAAGCGCGGAUCCUGCGUGACGCGAGCCCCGAAGAACGAGCGGCGGAUAAAGGCUCUGCGAAGGUCGUUAUUAUUAAGAAUGCGGGCCAUCAUUUGUACUUGGAUGGCUGGGAGGAAUUCAAUGAGGUUAUUUUGGAGGAGAUGAGGGGGGUUGAUAGGGAGGCGAGGGAAGUUCGGAGGGAGAAGGGGAGGAUGUGAAGAGGAGAAGGGAGGGACAGGGAGUUUUGUAUAGCUAUUGAAGUUUUGUUGGCUUGAUUUGGAUGAAGGGGUUGUUUUAAGGAGUGUGGGAUAUAUAUAUGCUGGAUUAUUUUUCAGUUUCUGUUGUUUUAGAGGAUUUUUAUUGGAGUUUUUUUUUUGUCCCCCCGCUUUAUUUGCUUCUCGUUCAUUUCUUUCUUUCUUUUUCUCUCAUUUUAUAGAGAUUGAUUGGCAUAAUAAAUAUUCAUUAACGAGCCCAUUCACACAUAUUAUUUGAAAACACGCUCUCUUUCAGGUCGUCCGGCUCGUCCCUCUCCAACUUUGGGCCCCUCCUUCUUUCCUCCUUUUAAAGAUCUAUCAUAUAAAGUAUUCAAAAUGGCACAUGAAACGAAGAUUAAGUUACGAAAAGAUAGAUCCGUAUAAUAAUAGAACCCCUAAUUUUUAUCAUUCAUCCCAUUUUUGAACUGUACUACAAAAUAUAAAUCACUCAUCAUAUAUAUAAAUCAUCACUAUGGCUCGCUCCAGAAGUUUCA
Blastomyces dermatitidis ER-3 is the source of this 3032-nucleotide messenger RNA. RefSeq names its product alpha/beta hydrolase. Bases 733 to 2502 code for a protein of 589 amino acids. Gene Ontology annotation, molecular function: A2-type glycerophospholipase activity. Gene Ontology annotation, biological process: cardiolipin acyl-chain remodeling. Gene Ontology annotation, cellular component: mitochondrial inner membrane. The transcript is spliced from 2 exons. The record is from RefSeq and is a predicted model, not a curated record. NCBI's taxonomy places the organism in Eukaryota, Fungi, Ascomycota, Eurotiomycetes, Onygenales, Ajellomycetaceae.